Molecule: messenger RNA, 668 nt
Organism: Hydra vulgaris (swiftwater hydra)
Lineage: Eukaryota; Metazoa; Cnidaria; Hydrozoa; Anthoathecata; Hydridae
Source: RefSeq, a predicted model, not a curated record
AAGCUGUCACAAAUUUGAACAAAAUUUGGAGAGCUAAAAUUGUUUAUUGAGAUACUAUUUUAAUUUUUUUAAGUUUUAUUAAACAAGAAAAUGUUUAACUAAAAAUGCUUAUCGGACUUCUGACCACUAUUUUAGUUAUUUGUGAUGUAAAAACAGAUAAAAGCGAACUUCUAUCAAGCAUCGAAUCGAAUUCAAGCACUAUUACUUCGAAGAUCUUUCCACAGUCGCUUCAGUCACCGUUUGAAAAUCUUGCAGAAGUUUUAAAAAUAGAUGUUAAAUCAGAGGUCGUAACCUAUAUUCUUUGGGCUAUUGUGGGGACAAUUUUAAUAACUGGAGUUAUAAUUGUAGCUUGCUGUUGUUGUAUAAAAGUAAAGACAAACUCUAAACUUAUCAGAACUCCAAUCUUUACAAAAUUAAAUAGAAAAUUGUUUAACAUGAAACAUUGCAAAACUAAAAAAAAAAUAAACAACAUUAAUAAAGUUGAAAAAGAAAUCAAUAAAAAUGCAUCGUUGGGUAGUCGAGAAUGUUAUGGAGAUAUUGUGAGAGGGUCUCCUCAUACUUUCUUUGAAUAUGCUACAUUUAAGAUAUUUUAUACGGAAAAUUCAGGUUUUGAAACAUUUAGUAAAAAAAUAUAAUAUUGCUUAAUAGAAUAUUAUUUACAUAAUUUA